Adineta steineri is the source of this 402-nucleotide messenger RNA. The record is from the annotation of a GenBank genome assembly. Lineage: Eukaryota; Metazoa; Rotifera; Eurotatoria; Adinetida; Adinetidae.
AUGAUGUUCCUGCCAAAUGGUGUUCUCUAUGAGAUAAGUGACAUAGCUAAUGGGCUAAACGCAGAUGCAUUAGGUGUUAAUCUUCAAUUUGCUCCUCAUAUUGGUUUUUAUGAAUGUUUAAAUUCAACUACUGUUCAUAUAACUGACUUUGGUUACAUUUACAAAAGUGAUGAAGUUGCAGUUUUGACAAGUAAUGGACAUUUUGCUUUUCAUGAUUAUUUCUUUUAUUUUGCUAACAAUGAUAAUAAAAAUUGUGUUGGACAAUUAAGAUAUAAAUUUUACUUAACUGGCACAAAUCCCUUUGAUCCAAAGAACAUUCCAAAUUAUUUUGGACCAACUGCUGGUGUUGUAUGUCAGUUGGUUGGAGCUGGACAUUAUACAUGGCCAACAGAAAAACGAUAA